AUGAGCAGCAGUGAUAACAAUCAUGGUGAACGUGGGGAGGAUGAUUGGCGUCAGAAUAUCGGGGCAAAUCAGGAGAAUGUGAGCAUUAGUUCAGGAAGUGCAGUAGUCCCAUUUAAAGAGCACUAUACUUUGGGUGUUGGAGCGUCAACCGAUGAUGCGUGGUCUAAUUCUUCUGACAAUGUCGGUGAUGAUGUUAGUAAAGAAAGCUCUAAAGAGCAGCAUCGUGCCCAUUAUUAUGGGGCUGAUGGACAGGAGAGUCAAGAUGGGCAAGAUGGUCAACAUGGCUCUAGUUCUGUACCGAAGGGCGGUGACUCAGUGGUUGAGGGGUCUAGUCAUCUCAGACAUUAUAGGGGGUUACAUCACGCGACGUUUUCUCGUACUAGUCAAUAUCCCACUUCUCCUUUAGCGAACCAGAUUAAAGCUUCAGAGAAGAAGAAUUCGGAACUUCCGAGUGUGCACAUCCCUACUCCUGCUGUAUACGUAAAUUCUAGCCCAUCUUUGGAUAUUUUGAAUGAAAGAUCGGUGGAGGGUAGUCGCAAAAGCAAUGAUUCGGGACUUUCACAGCCAGUGACGAUGCGCAAGACACCUUCUCGUGCAGGAUCUUUCUUUAAGCGGCUGACGGGUAGACAGGCCUCUUUGAAUGGGGUUGAAACAGCAACGUCCACUGAUGCUGAUGGAGGAUGUUCCACGGUUAUGCAUUCUUCUCUACGGCGCAAGAUGAAUACUUUCAUCUACGGUAAUGAACCGAAACGCGAUACUAAAAGUGGAUCAGUGUCAUUGCCUGGUUCAAUUGCGAGUAGACGUAGUUCAGCCACCAGUGGAGCUAGUUCAUCUCCUGCAAAUGUUUUGCAAGAGUUACCUAGAUCAUCCAUUAGUAAUUCAAAGACGACAUCGCCAACUGCCACCACACAUUCCAAUGUGUCAAGUACCGCUGCAUUGAUGUCGUCACACACAGCCGAUGUGAAUGAUACACCGAAUAUUCCACAUUCUUCAAACGGUGAAUCAGAAAUUUCCAGUGGUCAAGACUACUUAUCAAGAAACCCCACAUUUUUCAACUUGAACAUAGACUUGAACAAUUUAUCGGAUAUUACAAGUGCAUUCCAGUCAAAUUCGGAUCCGAUAGGCAGCAACAGCGUGUCAUCUCGGCAAACAGGUUUUAAAAGUGAUAAAAUUUCCAGUGCUUGUCAAAUUCAUGGUCAUACAUCUCCAGGCGAUCUUCAUUCAAAACAUAACGCUCAAUGGACGGCUCCAGAAUCUUGGGAUAUUGAUGAUCAGGUACUAAAAUCUAACAAACAAAAACAAAAAUGUCAGAAUCCUAACCAUCAUCGCCACCACCAUCGCCAUCGUCAUCAGUAUCAAUCCCGGACUCCAAACUUGGUAUCUAGUCCCGGCCCUCAAGAAGGCAGCUCAUCCACCAAUAUGGGUGCUUUGCGAAGUCCAAUUCAUACAGCUGAUACACAGAGCAAAUCACAGAGCCGCACUACAUCUAUAAGGUCGCCUAUCCAAAGAGCAAUGUCUCCAAUAAGUGUUAUAAGUUCUGAGAGUAUUGCGUCAAGUCAUUCUGGAUCAUGUGAAAUGUCCGUAGGAAGUACGGCAGAGGGCUCUAUGAAAGAUAGUAAAGUUAUGAGAUCAGAUUCCACUAAUUCUUUUACAACCGUAGGAACAGAAUUAAAUGAUGCGGAAGACGAUAACGCCCAGUUCCGAUUAGAAAAAUACUAUAAUGACAUGAGUGAUAUUGAUUAUCAGAAAAGGUACGCAAUUCGUAUUUUUAAUACCGACGAUACGUUUACUACGCUAUCAUGUACACCAGAUACUACGGUUGGUGAUAUGAUUCCUCAAAUAAAAAGAAAGUUUAAUGUUACUCAGGGUAAUUUCCAGGUUUCUUUAAAGGUUGGUAAGAUGUCCAAGGUUUUGAGGCCCACCGCUAAGCCGAUUUUGAUUCAGCUAAGGUUGCUUCUGUUGAAUGGGUAUAAGAAAACAGAUCCUUUGAAUAUUAUGGGUAUAGAGGACCUAAGUUUCGUAUUUAGCUUCAUUUUUCACCCAGUUAUCACUUCUCAACUGGCAUAUGAACAAGAGCAGCGAUUAAUAAAAGGAGAAUUUGUUCAUAUUGAUUUACGGAGUAUGGAUUUGACUCUUCCUCCUAUUAUAUUCUAUCAACACAUGUCUGAUAUUGAAAGUAUAGAUGUUUCUAAUAAUGCGAACAUAUUUCUACCCCUAGAUUUCAUUGAGAGUGUAAUCAAAUUAUCCAGUUUAAGGAUGGUGAACAUAAGAGCAUCAAAAUUUCCUGCAAAUAUAUGUGAGGCAAAUAAGUUGGUUUCACUUGACUUGGAAAGAAAUUUUAUUUCAAAGGUUCCAGAUUCUAUUUCCAAGUUAUCGAACUUAACAAUGUUGAAUCUAAAAUGUAAUGAAUUGGAGAAGCUUCCAAGGGGGUUUAAAGACCUUAAGAAUUUACAAUUGUUAGAAAUUUCAUCAAAUAAAUUUAAUGCCUAUCCAGAAGUUAUUAACAAAUGUACCAAUCUACUGCAAAUUAAUCUCUCCUAUAAUAAGAUCAAGUCUAUUCCUUUAAGCAUUAAUCAAUUAACAAAGUUGGCUAAGAUAAAUUUAUCAAAUAAUAGAAUUACCACUCUUGGUGAUCUUUCAGGAAUGAAAAACCUGAGAACGUUAAAUCUAAGAUGCAAUAGGAUAGAAAGUAUAAAGUGCAGAGCACCGAAUCUACAAAAUUUGUUUUUAACGGAUAAUAGGUUGAGCGUGUUUGACGAUGAUCUAAUAAUGAUAAGAAGUCUAGAGUUGCAAGAAAAUCCUAUAACUUUUCUAUCCCUAAAAAGCAACUAUCUGCAGAAUAUGGCUAGUUUGUCCAUUAAUAAGGCAAAGCUUUCAUCUUUACCAGGAGAUUUGCUGCAGAGGAUGCCUAGAUUAGAAAAGCUAGAGAUUAAUGAAAAUAAUCUGACAACGCUACCCCCGGAGAUAAAAUACGUAAAGAAACUGGUUCAUCUUUCAGUUGUGAAGAAUAAGCUGGAAUCUUUACCGGAAGAAUUAUCUCAACUCAAGAACCUAAAAAUGCUUGAUGUUCAUUGUAAUAAUCUAUUGCUACUACCAUAUGGAACCAGUUCUCUUCCAUUAACAUAUAUGAAUGUUUCUUCAAACCUUCUGUCAGGUAGUGCUGAUAUUUACCGCGACAUUUUCCAACCUACUUCAAACCUCUCCAGAUCUUUAAUGUUUUUUAGUGCCGCUGAUAAUCAGAUGGGAGAUAAAUUCUGGGAGUUAAUGAAUAACCUCAAAGCGUUGAAAGUUUUGAAUCUUUCAUAUAACAAUUUCAUGUCUUUGCCUGAAUUAGAUAUGGAAAAUUUGACCGAGUUAUAUCUUUCAGGGAAUCACCUGAGCACAUUGUCGGGCGACGCAUUCUUAAAGCUGAAAUCACUAAAGGUGUUAAUGUUAAAUGGUAACAAUUUGCAGUCGUUACCAGUAGAAAUAUCCCAACUACCUCAACUGGCGGUUAUAGAUAUUGGGUCAAAUCAAUUGAAGUAUAAUAUAUCCAAUUACCAUUAUGAUUGGAACUGGAGACAGAACACAGAUUUGAAGUAUUUGAACUUUUCUGGAAAUACCAGAUUUGAAAUUAAAUCAGCAAUAGAUGCAGAAACCAAGGCCGAUCUCUCAGAUUUGACAAUUUUGAAAAAACUGAGGGUCCUUGGUUUGAUGGAUGUGACUCUGAAUACCUCAAAAGUCCCCGACGAUGGCGUUAACUUUAGGUUGAGAACAAUGGGCUCAAGGAUUAAUGGUAUGGAAUAUGGUGUUGCAGAUACACUCGGUCAAAAAGAUGCUGUGUCUACCAGGGAUGUCACCUUUGAAAGGUUUAGAGGACGAGAGGAUGAAUGCCUUAUAUGCUUAUAUGAUGGAGUUAAUGACGAUACUAAUACUGGUCAUAAAAUAUCUCAGGUUGUUAGAGAUAUAUAUGAUCGUAUCCUGCUUAGAUCUUUAGAAAAAUAUGGCGACAAAACUUCGAGUGAGAUAAGGGACGCUUUAAGGUUCAGUUUUUUGCAAUUAAAUAAGGAAAUUAACAGUGCGAUAACAUCAGUUGAUAAUCGUAACAAUGAUUCUGUCAGUUUGACCUCCGCGGAUUCAUUGAGCGGUGCUUCGGUUACAGUAGUUUACAUGAAAGGCAAAAAGAUAUAUACCGCAAACAUUGGAAAUACAACGGCAAUCCUAUCUAAGGGCAAUGGUGAAUACGGUAUAUUAACCCAUAAACAUGUUCCUACAAAAACUGAAGAAUUUGAAAGGAUUAGAAUAUCCGGCGGUUAUGUUAAUAACAAGAAACUCAAUAGUGUUUCAGAAAUUUCCAGAGCAGUUGGAUUUUUCGAUCUAUUGCCACACGUACAUGCUUCUCCAGAUAUUACAGAAUCUGUUUUAACUUACACAGAUGAUAUGCUUAUUAUAGCAACGCAUAGUCUUUUAGAAUACCUAAGCCAUGAGAAGGUAUCAGAUGUUGCGAGAGAAAACAAGUCACAGCCCAUGUUGGCAGCUGAACGGAUGAAGGAUUAUGCCAUUGCAUAUGGUUGCACCGAAAAUAUUACUAUAUUGUGUGUGUCAUUUAAUAAGAAUGUCAGUAAACAGAGACAGUUCUCAUUGAAUAAAAGUGAUUUACUUGGUAGAAGGAUAAACUUCGAAGAAUCUUCAUUGAGGAGAUUACAACCUGAAAUCCCACCCCCUACUGGACAUCUGGCCAUCGUGUUUACAGAUAUAAAAAAUUCGACAGUACUUUGGGAAUUGUUUCCCAAUGCCAUGAGGAUUGCGAUUAAGGCCCAUAAUGAUAUUAUGCGCAGAAAACUUCGCAUUUUUGGUGGGUAUGAGGUCAAAACUGAAGGUGAUGCUUUUAUGGUUGCUUUUCCGACACCCACUAGCGCCUUGGUGUGGUGUCUAACAAUCCAACUAAAGCUAUUAGAUAUUCAGUGGCCUGAAGAAAUUACCUCAAUAAAGAGCGGUUGCAUGAUCACCGAUGAUGAAGGAACAACAAUAUACCAGGGCUUGUCGGUUCGUAUGGGCAUUCAUUGGGGCUAUCCUGUUCCAGAAAUAGAUAUUGUUACACAAAGAAUGGAUUAUCUGGGUCCUAUGGUCAAUAAAGCUGCCAGAGUAUCUAGUAUCGCAGAUGGUGGCCAAAUUACUUUAAGCAGUGAUUUUAUUGCAGAAUUUAACAAGAUUAUGCGGUAUCAUAAGAUGGUUGUGGAGGAAAAGAAGUUGUUAAAGGAAGUUUAUGGUGAAGAAUUUAUAGGUGAGGUGUUAGAGAGGGAGAUUCAAAUGCUGGAGAAUAUUGGCUGGGUGUUUGAAGAAUUAGGUGAGCAAAAACUCAAAGGUCUAGAAACAAGGGAGUUUAUCACAAUUUCCUACCCAAAGUCAUUAGCAGCAAGAAAUACCAUAGCAAAUAAAGAACAAAGCAACAGCAUUGUAAAUGAUGAUUAUAUGUUGCAAUUGAGGACAAUUUCUAACACUUUAGAAAACAUUUUAUCAUCAGUGAACGGUGGCCUAAUUGAAAUCGACAACCGUUCUCAGCAGGCCCCGGAUUAUGUGGCGCGUCAGAAGGCGGCUGAUAUAACUUCAAUUAAUAUAAAUGCAGAAACAGAUUGGAUUUCUUCAUUGGAUCACCUAGUAACGAGACUUGAAUCGACUGUUGCAAUUUUACAGCUGAAUCAGCGUAUGGAGGGCGGUUUGGAAAUAUACAGGCCCGGAAACAAAACAAAAAAAUCUGUAUUCGAAUUAUUAGAUCAACUGUGGCCUCCAGAUAAGUCAGUACAUCCCUGA
This is a messenger RNA of Eremothecium cymbalariae DBVPG#7215, 5790 nucleotides long. It is a transcript of the gene CYR1, whose product is annotated as adenylate cyclase. The record is from RefSeq and is a predicted model, not a curated record. Gene Ontology annotation, biological process: cyclic nucleotide biosynthetic process; intracellular signal transduction. NCBI's taxonomy places the organism in Eukaryota, Fungi, Ascomycota, Saccharomycetes, Saccharomycetales, Saccharomycetaceae. Bases 1 to 5790 code for a protein of 1929 amino acids. Gene Ontology annotation, molecular function: protein binding. The transcript has a single exon.